This is a messenger RNA of Tribolium madens (black flour beetle), 1196 nucleotides long. RefSeq names its product odorant receptor 49a-like. Bases 1 to 1128 code for a protein of 375 amino acids. Gene Ontology annotation, biological process: detection of chemical stimulus involved in sensory perception of smell; sensory perception of smell. The record is from RefSeq and is a predicted model, not a curated record. Lineage: Eukaryota; Metazoa; Arthropoda; Insecta; Coleoptera; Tenebrionidae. Gene Ontology annotation, molecular function: odorant binding; olfactory receptor activity. Gene Ontology annotation, cellular component: plasma membrane. The transcript is spliced from 6 exons.
AUGGAAGAAGUUCUGCAACAAAGCAAGAAAGAAAUGCAUCUCCUCCAUUUAUGGCCAAAGGGCCAAGCAAAAUAUUUCCGUUUUCGUUACGUUAUUACUUUAAUCUUAGUUUCACCGUUCUCGAUAGGCACUCUAACCCACUUUAUCAACGUUUUCAAAGAAGACUUAGACGUGGAUGUAAGUGGUGACAUUUCGGUAAUUGCAGUGGUGACCGGCUUACAUUUCAUGCUGAUUACUUUUGUUUGGGGCCACAAGAACAUCGCCCAUCUGUGGGAAAAUUUAGGACCCCACAAUAAUUUUGGCACACCUGACAACUUUCAGAAACGGUGCAAACAACUGAAUUUUUACUCACGACUUUAUUCGUACUAUUGCUAUCUAGGAUUGAUUGUUUAUAUUAUUAUGAAAAAUCGUGGAGGAAUCGAAUGCCGCAGAUUAAAUGUUGAGAAAAAUUUGACGGAAAUUUGUGGUUUAGUAACCACGUUUUGGGCACCUUUUGAUAUCGAUUUUUUCCCGUUUCGUCAAAUUUUGUUUGUUGAUCAGGUUUUUGCCACCUAUUUCAUAGUCAAAGGAGGAGCUGCUAUAUCUUUCACCACCUUGGAAGUAGGCGAAUACAUUAUACUCAAAUUAAAGCACCUUAAAAGAUUGCUGAAAGAAGUUUUCGAUGAUUCACGAGAAGAAGUGCAGAGAAAGAGGCUGUUACAUUGUAUUAAAUAUCAUCAAUAUAUUAUUAGUAUUCAAGAAUUAUACGACGGUCGUUAUAAACACUGCAACGGGUGUUAUAUUCUGAUGGUUGGGAUUAUCAUCGCCAGCCUUUCCAAUGAAAUUAUGAAGAAGCACAACAUUGAAGCACUAUUGCAUCUAGCAGGAUGGGUUUUCAGUUUUUACAUUUGCUGUUUUUCUGGACAAUCACUACUUUCAGAAAGUUUAACCAUUCCCGAUGCAGCCUUUGAAUCUAAAUGGUACAAAGCACCAAUUUAUAUGCGAAAAGAACUUCUUUUGCUGAUGCUAAAAUCACAAAAACCAUUAAUACUUCACGCCACCCCAAUCGGAGUCAUGUCGUUGAGUCUAUUUAUCACGUUGGUCAAAACUUCUUAUUCAUAUUAUACUCUUCUGAAUCAAUCCACUUAAACGAUUAGCUGUUUUAUUAGCUAAUCGAUUAUUACAAUGACACAACUAAUAAAUUACAAAGCAAAUGC